This is a messenger RNA of Emys orbicularis (European pond turtle), 1188 nucleotides long. It is a transcript of the gene ZDHHC16, whose product is annotated as zinc finger DHHC-type palmitoyltransferase 16. Gene Ontology annotation, molecular function: palmitoyltransferase activity. The coding region runs from base 61 to 1188 and encodes 375 amino acids. The record is from RefSeq and is a predicted model, not a curated record. NCBI's taxonomy places the organism in Eukaryota, Metazoa, Chordata, Testudines, Emydidae. Gene Ontology annotation, biological process: protein palmitoylation. Gene Ontology annotation, cellular component: Golgi apparatus. The transcript has 11 exons.
GCCGGGACAAAUGGAGGCGGGGCGCGGGCCGGUCCGGGCGGCAGGCUGUGUACGGCAGGGAUGAGGAGCCGCCAGCGGGCGUUCGCAGCGGUGAUGCGGCUCUGUGUGAAGUGCCUGCGCGUGGGCCGGCGGUGCAGGUUCAGGCUGGCCUGGCGGGCGCAGCAGCUGUGGCGCUACGGGCACCUCUGCCUGCGCUCCCUGCUCUACAACUCCUUCACCAACAGCGACGUGCUGCUGGACUCCCUCUUCGAGCCCAUCUACUGGCUGGUGGAUCACGUCACUCGCUGGUUCGGUGUGGUGUUUGUGGCGCUGGUGAUCGUGCUGACAAGCUCCAUCGUGGCCAUUGUCUACAUCUGCCUGCUGCCCCUCAUCCUGCAGACCUACCCGCCCGGCUGGAUCUGCUGGCACCUCGCCUACGGCCACUGGAACCUGCUCAUGAUCCUCUUCCACUACUACAUGGCCAUCACCACCCCGCCAGGGAACCCCCCGCAGGCCAAGAGCAACACCGUGGCCGUCUCCAUCUGCAGGAAAUGCAUCUCCCCCAAGCCUGCCCGCACGCACCACUGCAGCAUCUGCAACAGGUGUGUGCUGAAGAUGGACCAUCACUGCCCAUGGCUGAAUAACUGCGUGGGACACUACAACCAUCGCUACUUCUUCUCCUUCUGCCUCUUCAUGACCAUGGGCUGCAUCUACUGCGGCAUCAGCAGCUGGGACAUGUUCCGAGAGGCCUAUGCUGCCAUUGAGAGAAUGAAAAUGCUUGAGAAGGAGAGACUGCAGGUGGCUGCCAACCAGACGUACUACCAGACGCCGCCCCCCGCCUUCUCCUUCCGCCAGAGGGCCUUCCACAAGAGCAUAGUCUACCUGUGGGUCCUGUGCAGCUCGGUAGCACUGGCCCUGGGGGCCCUCACGCUGUGGCACGCUGCCCUCAUCACCCGAGGGGAGACCAGCAUCGAGAGACACAUCAACAAGAAGGAGCGGCAGAGGCUGCAGAAGAAAGGCAGAGUGUUCCGGAACCCCUACAGCUACGGCGCCUGGGGCAACUGGAAGGUGUUCCUGGGCGUGGAGACGCGCAGACACUGGCUCACCCGUGUCCUGCUGCCGUCUACACACCUGCCCCAUGGAACGGGCCUGAGCUGGGACCGUCCUCCUUGUGUGACAGAGCCACACACACCUCUCCUGGCCAUCUAA